AUGGUACCUGGGCAUGCACCAAAGUUUAAAACAUUAACGUCAAGAUUUGCAAAGAAUGUGAGUGAUGAUAUUGAUUCUAAAUUACUUGAGCAAAAGCAUUUUCUUACACUUGCAAAUUGGAUAGAUGAAAAGCAUGAAACCGCUGCUUACAUUAAAAAUAUUCCAUAUAAUUUUCAAUUGGUAUAUCGAACAUGUAGUCCUGGUAGUUGUUCUAUUGAUGAUCUCAUGAAGAAAACUGGACCGGAUAGUAAUGAUUCUUUUAUUCUGAUAUGUGAUCCAGGUGAUCGAGGGAAGUUACAUGGCAUAUCAGGUGGUUUGAAGCAAUCUAAUUAUAGGUUAGGAGGGUAUAUUUAUGAGAAUGAUUGGAGUGAUUCAACUGGAACAAAGAAUUUUCUGUUUUCUAUUAAAAUCGAUGAUGAUACCUAUGAGCCCAAAAUUAUUCGGAAUAACGAUAAAAAUAGAUUCUAUCACUCAUUUAUAGAGGCGUUCAAAUCCUCCAUGGGUUUUAAAGAAGAUGGUUCCGGAAAGUUCUUUUCAUGGGAAAUAUUUAAAUUGGAAAGGAUAGCUAUUACGAAACAAUUGAAUUCCAACAAUAACCCGGAUCAAAAAAAUAAUAAAAAUAAUAGGAGAUCAAAAAAAUUUGAGAUCUUUAGUAGUUUAAAGUCUAAGAUUGGUUGA
Funneliformis caledonium is the source of this 678-nucleotide messenger RNA. Lineage: Eukaryota; Fungi; Glomeromycota; Glomeromycetes; Glomerales; Glomeraceae. The record is from the annotation of a GenBank genome assembly.